AUGGAGCUGCAGCUCGUGGUGCUGCCGUUCCUCAAGGUCGAGACGCGGCGGAGAUCAGACUUGCAUCUCGCCGCAGCGGAGGAUCAGGUGGCCGAGAUGGAGGUGCUACUCCAGCAGCCCCAGGAUCCUGAUGUUGUGGAUGAGAUGGGCCGCUCUCCCCUGCACAUCGCUGCCUGGUGCGGCAAUGUGGAAUGUGCUUCCUUGCUAGUGGAGGCCUUAGCAAACGCGGACCACAGUGACCCUGACGGUGCCACGCCAUUGCUCGCAGCAUCUCACCAGGGCCACACGGAGGUGGUGCGGUUCUUGCUUCUGUGCUCCGCAGAAGUGGCGACGGCCGAGGCCGAGGGCGCCAGCCCACUUUUCGUUGCUUCUCAGAACGGUCACGUGGAGGUCGCUCGCUGCCUGCUGGACGGGCGGGCCGACCUACACCAGACGCUGACCAAUGGCGUCUCGCCCCUGGCCUCGGCAGCACACAAAGGCCACGUGCAGGUGACAGAUCUGCUGAUCCAGGCAGAAGCCGAUGUCAACCAAAGCGACAAGAGUGGUUUCACGCCGCUCUUCCACGCCUGUCGCAAGACACAUUCCGAGAUCGUUCGCUUGUUGCUGGAGGCCAGGGUGGUGGUGGACCGCGCCAGCAGGGAUGGUGCGACGCCCCUGAUCAUUGCAGUUGAGAAAGGCUCCAUGGAAACUACUCUGCUGCUUCUGCGGUCUCAGGCGGACCCUCGCAAAGCCACAGCUACGGGAGCAACCCCACUGCUAGCAGCAUCCCUCUACGGCCAGACGGAGAUCUUGCGCAUGCUGGUCGCAUCGUGUCCCAGUGACGUAUCUCGGAGCCUCUCGCCCAGCCCAUCUCCCCCCAAGACACAACGGAGUCCCUGGCAAAGUUCCGGGGAGCUCCUGGAAGCCUUCGAAGACCGGAGGCCGAAGAAUCUCGAAGACUUCGAAAAGCGAUGGCAACAAAAAGCUGACUGCCGCGGAAGCGGGGCGGACCUGAGCACGCCGAGUCCUGAUCCCCUGGAAGAGUUCCAGCGAUCCACUGCUGCCACGCCUGCCAGCAGAGAAGGCAAAAGAGACGGCAAGAAGAAGGCUACGUCCCCGGAGGCCGAAGAAGCCGUGGAUGAUGCGCAGAUGCGAAAGUCUGCGAGCAUGAAAUCCCUUGCAUCGGUGCAGUCGCCGACAUCACCGAAGUCGCUCAUGUCCACCAUGACGUCCUUGAAGUCUCUCAAGUCCAUGAAGUCGAUGGCGUCUCACGUCUCUGCGUCCUCCGCAGCUAGCACGGACGCCGAGACUACAGCGUCUGCUGCAGCUCUUGGGGACACAGCGGACCUGUCCGAUAGUGCAUCGCCGAAGCCGACGCCUGCGUUUACUUCCCAAGGCCAGGAUGAGGGCAACUUCUGCGAGACAGCACGGGCACUCUUCGGCCGCUUCAUGCAUCCCAACAACAUCGAGACGCCGGAAGCAGGACACUACCGCGUCUCUCACAGCUUUACCAAAGUGCGCUCCCCGCUCUGGGAGUUCGGUGCCAGGGCGAAGCACAUCCCGAGGAAGCAGCGAGAAGCGGACUCUGGAAUGGAGCUUGGGGAGUCUUGGUCCAGCUUCUCCAAGGCGUACGAGCCUGGGCUGCGAGACGGCUACCUGAAGCUGGCCACCUCGAGGCCAGAGCCCGCAGACGCCUGCCACUAUGGCAUGACCUUCGCACCGGAGCACUACGGGGCGUGGGCCACUCUGGAUGCUGCUUCCUCGUCGUCCGUUCGGCAACCGGCGUGGGACUUCAAGAGACACAUGCAUGGGCAUACUGCAGACUUUGCCAUGAACUUCCCGUUUUUCGAGCCGGGAAAAUACAACGUCAAGGAUCAGUACACCUGCGUCGGCAUGCCCUUUUCCAAG
Symbiodinium sp. CCMP2456 is the source of this 1887-nucleotide messenger RNA. The record is from the annotation of a GenBank genome assembly. Lineage: Eukaryota; Dinophyceae; Suessiales; Symbiodiniaceae.